Messenger RNA from Gastrolobium bilobum, 1359 nucleotides. Its product is annotated as protein ROOT INITIATION DEFECTIVE 3-like. Gene Ontology annotation, cellular component: nuclear pre-replicative complex. The record is from RefSeq and is a predicted model, not a curated record. Lineage: Eukaryota; Viridiplantae; Streptophyta; Magnoliopsida; Fabales; Fabaceae. The transcript is spliced from 8 exons. Gene Ontology annotation, biological process: DNA-templated DNA replication; rRNA processing. Gene Ontology annotation, molecular function: protein binding. The coding region runs from base 1 to 1359 and encodes 452 amino acids.
AUGGUGAUAGAAGGAGAGGCAUUGGUGGCGUGCAGUGACAAGAGCAUGAAAAUUGGGGUGACGAUAUGGGACAUGGACACAGGAGAAAACCUUCAUCACAUACCAACCUGUGCUUCACAAUCUUUCGGAUUGGUGUGCUUAAGAAACCGGUUCCUCGUGGCAUCACAAAUUAACAAACAUGGGUCUGUUGGCGGUGGAGCCAUUGUUGUCUGGGCCUUGAACAAGCCUCAACAACCACUUUCAAAUUACACACUGGAGGCCUUUGGGCCACUUUCUUGCACAAAAGAUGGCAUAUACCUUGUGGCAGGAGCUUUGUCUGGAAAUGCUUAUAUCUGGGAUGUGACCAGUGGAAAAUUGCUGAAGACUUGGAGUGCUCAUAAUAAAUCUCUAAACUGCAUGAUAUUUUCAGAUGACAAUUCCCUUCUUAUUUCUGCUUCAGAUGAUGGUAUGAUCUGUGUUUGGUCCAUGAUUAGUCUGUUAGAUGUGGAAGAAAGGGGAAGCUUGCCUUCUUUGUUACAUUGUUUUUCAGGGCACAUGUCCUCCAUAACAGGUCUUUUAACUACACCAAGCAGUUACUCAGUUUUAGUAUCAAGCUCCCUUGAUGGCACAUGCAAGGUCUGGGACUUUAUCUCAGGAAGGCUUAUGCAAACUCAAGUUUAUCCUUUGGCAAUAACUUCCAUCGCCCUUCACCAAGUAGAGAUGCUCUUGUUUUACGGAACAGUAAAUGGAACAAUAAUUGUCAACAAGCUUGAUCUUGGUCUGGAAGAAGGUCCUUCCAUUAUCACAAUAGGCCAACCACUGGAAUUGAAAGGACACAAUGGAGCCAUUACUGCCUUGACCACGAGUCAAGCAGGCCUAAUAUCUGCCUCUGAAGACUGCACGAUCUGCAUUUGGGAUGUCAUCAACUGUGCAAUCAUUCGAAGGUUAAGUCUUCAAAAAGGGAAAGUAACUAAUAUUGUGGUAGUGCCAAGGUCCUCAGUUCUCCAUACAUCAAACAAUAGGAGAAUCUCCAAUGAGUAUAAUGUUUCUCCACUUGAAAAGUAUUCUCAGUCCAUCAACUCAUCCAACGGAACAAACACUCUCCUUUCCUUGUGUCGCCUCUACAAAGAAAAGCAAACUUGUAUUGAUUUACGAAGUUCUGGUUUCUUGAGACAGAACAUGUCUUGUUCACAGAAAGCAGAAAUGGCUAUGGCCAUGGCCAUGCAAAUGAAAGUGGAAACAAAUAUAGAGUCUCGUGUAUGGGCCAUAAAGAUGGCGAAGCAUGUCAUGAAUAUAAACAAACAACUGAAGUCACAACUGUUGGACAUGAUGCGGCGCAGAUUGUUCUCUAAAAAAAAAAACCGAAUUUCAAAAAAAUAG